AUGCUCCCUGGCCACCGUGCCCUCGAGGGCUUGCCUGCUCGCCCACCCGGCGCCGCCCUGACCAGAGCCGAACCGGGGCAGAGCCGUGACCAGAAGCCCAAGGUACUGCCUUGCAAGUACUGCAACAAGCGCUUCAGACGCGUUGAGCAUGUUCAGCGACACGAGAGGACCCACACCAAGGAGAAGCCCUUCUCCUGCGACUGGGACCGCUGUGGCAAGACUUUUGGACGCCGUGAUCUUCUCGUCAGGCACGAGAAGCUAGUGCAUCUCAAUGAGGGCAGCAAAGACAACAGGCAAACGCACACCAAGAUGUUGCACGGCCUCAUGCUCCGCCUCCUCCGCCCCAACCCCCUUUACAACCGCAACAGCAACAUCCACAACGGCUUCAAGCACAACAGCAGCACCAACAUCAACCGCAACUACAACAACCUCCGCUGCACGCCUAGGCCGGUCGCCUGCAACCUCGAUGUCUUGUCCGAUGCGGCGGCGCUGGCCACCGAGGUCAAUCCUAUGCAGCCAAUGGUGAGCGAAAUGGCGGACCACCCUGCUCAUUCUCAAGACAAAGUCUACGGCGAGCCCAUGGAAGGGUACCCGCCACAGCCUCUGUACGACGACUAUAAUCUCUUCUUGGACGACCUGGCCGCGUCGCCGCAUCUUAUCCCGCCGCACUUUGAGCCGGAUGAGCAACUUGCCACGUGGGCUCGCUCGCCUGCCAGGCCUCCGUCUCAGUUCCCCUCUCGCUUCGCAUCUGUUGCCCCAGAUAUUCGUGAACCCGGAGAUUCAUUGUAUCGCCCACACGACGAGUUUUCGCGAGCGCCAUCUUUCCGCAUUUCCGCCCUCGACCACGGUUCCAUCAGGAGCCGGAUGGAGGAGUAUUCGGCAGUUUUGCCAAGCGACUUCGUCUUUCCCUCUCGCCACACUCUCACUAGGUUUUUCGAGGGCUACGUCACCGGAUUCCACGAGCAGCUCCCGUUUCUGCACCUUCCCACGCUUGCGCCGGCAGAGCUUGGCCCAGAACUGCUGCUCGCCAUACUGGCCGUCGGUGCUCAAUAUCGAUUCGAGAGCAAUCGGGGGUAUGCCCUCUGGUAUGCGGCCAAGGCCGUGGCAGCGGAGCAGAUUCGGAGACGCCACAGCUCAGAAGUGCACGCACUUCUACCGACAGCCGCAGCCUACAGCCCGCACUCGACGCGGCCGUCUCCAAGUACCAGCUACCGGCAUUCCUUUGCUUCGGCACAGUCGGAAAGGCCGACGACCCAGGACACGCAUCGUGAACCAUACUCUCCCAACAACCCCCAAGCUCGACUAGAAACGAUCCAAGCAGCCCUGAUCCUCUUCGCGAGCACCCUGUCCAUGUUGAUCCGCCAGGAGGGCUUGCAUGUUGAAGCGAGCCAGGCGAUGCUUACUGACUGGGACUCGUGGGUGAGGUUGGAGGGGGCCAACAGGACAAAACUCCUCGCGUAUUGCUUCUUUAACCUCUGCAGCACCGCGUACGACAUGCCUCCCCUGCUCAUGACGUCGGAACUGAAUCUCUACUUACCCCUGCGCGCCCGACUGUGGCGCGCCGAGACGGCCUGGCAGUGGCAGGAGCUUCGACAGUCGACACCCGUGGCCGAAAUCACCGUGCAUGAUGCCGUCUCGCGACUAUUUGACCGAGCCAAUCAGGGGCUCCCGGCGCAUCUGUCGUCCUUGGGUUACUAUAUUCUCAUUCAUACCUUGAUCCAGCACGUCUACCUCUUGAAGCAGACGUCGUUUGCGGCCGGCCCGCCUUUUGGUACCCGCCAGAUACUGAAGCCCGAGGAUGCGGAGGACGUGACGCAGGCACUGCGCGUCUGGCAGACGAGCUUCGAACACCGUCGCCACGGCUCGCUGACCUUUAACGCCACGGCUCUCUUGCGGCUUGUGUAUAUUCGACUCUACGCGGACAUGGCACCAAAGAGGUCACUGGAGACAAGGGAUUCGACGCUGAUCGCAUCGGCGCUGAGCGCCACGCCUCCGCUGCUUCGGGGCCCAAGACUGCACCGCGCUGUUUUCCAGGCUGUCCAUGCGCUGUCCAUGCUUGUGAAAGCCGGCGUAAACUACGUGGCGAGGGCCAAGUCAACGGAAUGGGGCAUCCAGCUAUCGCUGUGCAAUUUUGAGUGCGCCAUGUUGCUCGCCAAGUGGCUUAUAGCCCUCUCGGCAAUCAGGCCGCCGGAUCCGCCGGCGUCUCCGGAAGAAAAGGGCGUGCUGGAGAUGGUUCGGCGCUUGCUGGACGAGACGGAGUUUGCGGUUCCCAUGGAUAUGGCAACUAGCGACGGGGCCAAGCUGCGGCAGCUGGCGAGCGCGGUGGUGCGGCUCUGGGCGGAGACGUUCAAGGGGACGCAUAUCUUCGACUUGAUCAAGGUCAUGGGGGCAAGCUUGGACGGGUACGCAGACUUGGUAGACAGGCCGCCAGACCGGGGCUCAGUGAGCAAGAUGGCAUCAGAGGCCGGCAUGGGAUAA
Hirsutella rhossiliensis is the source of this 2478-nucleotide messenger RNA. RefSeq names its product fungal specific transcription factor domain-containing protein. Lineage: Eukaryota; Fungi; Ascomycota; Sordariomycetes; Hypocreales; Ophiocordycipitaceae. Gene Ontology annotation, biological process: DNA-templated transcription; regulation of transcription by RNA polymerase II. Gene Ontology annotation, cellular component: chromatin. The coding region runs from base 1 to 2478 and encodes 825 amino acids. The record is from RefSeq and is a predicted model, not a curated record. Gene Ontology annotation, molecular function: DNA-binding transcription factor activity, RNA polymerase II-specific; RNA polymerase II cis-regulatory region sequence-specific DNA binding; zinc ion binding. The transcript is spliced from 11 exons.